Messenger RNA from Fukomys damarensis (Damara mole-rat), 2084 nucleotides. RefSeq names its product N-acetylglucosamine kinase (gene Nagk). NCBI's taxonomy places the organism in Eukaryota, Metazoa, Chordata, Mammalia, Rodentia, Bathyergidae. The transcript has 11 exons. Gene Ontology annotation, molecular function: N-acetylglucosamine kinase activity. The coding region runs from base 355 to 1233 and encodes 292 amino acids. The record is from RefSeq and is a predicted model, not a curated record.
GCCUCUCGCGGUGACGUCACGCGGGGCGGUGCUGAGCUGGCUGGCGCUUGAGCUCCCGCAGGCAGUGGGGUCAGGAAGCAAAUCUGGGGACCUGUGGCGGCUGUGGCAGCAGCAUGGCUGUACUCUACGGGGGUGUGGAGGGCACAAUAGGAUUCUCGGGCUGGACUGAGCCCAUUUUCCUGCUCAGAACUUGUCUAUUGAAAUCGUUGUGACUCUGCGUGUGACUUUGGGGGAGGCACAAGGUCCAAGGUACUUUUGCUGUCUGAAGAUGGGCAAAUCCUGGCAGAAGCAGAUGGACUGAGCACAAACCACUGGCUGAUUGGGACAGACAAAUGCGUGGAGAGGAUCAACGAGAUGGUGAACAGGGCCAAACAGAAAGCAGGGGUGGACCUUCUGAUACCUCUACGAAGUUUGGGCCUAACCCUGAGCGGUGGGGAGCAGGAGGAUGCAGUGAGGAUCCUGGUGGAGUUGCUGAGGGGCCGAUUUCCCUACUUGAGUGAAAACUACCUAAUCACCACUGAUGCCACCGGCUCCAUCGCCACAGCUACACCAAAUGGUGGGAUCGUGCUCAUCUCUGGGACUGGCUCUAACUGCAGACUCAUCAACCCUAAUGGCUCUGAGAGUGGCUGCGGUGGCUGGGGCCACAUGAUGGGAGAUGAAGGUUCAGCCUACUGGAUUGCACAUCAAGCAAUGAAAACAGUGUUUGACUCCAUUGACAACCUAGAGGCAGCUCCUCAUGAUAUUGGCUACAUCAAGCAGGCCAUGUUCACCUAUUUCCAGGUGCCAGAUCGCCUAGGAAUCCUCACCCACUUGUAUAGGGAUUUUGAUAAAAGCAGGUUUGCUGGGUUCUGCCGGAAAAUUGCCGAAGGUGCUCAGCAGGGAGACCCCCUUUCCUGUUAUAUCUUCAGGAAGGCUGGUGAGGUGCUGGGCCGGCACGUUGUGGCAGUGCUGCCUGAGAUUGACCCAGUCUUGUUCCAAGGAGAGAUGGGCCUCCCCAUCCUGUGUGUGGGCUCUGUGUGGAAGAGUUGGGAUCUGCUGAAGGAAGGUUUCCUUAUGGCACUGACCCAGGGCAGAGAGACCCAGGCUCAGAUCUUCUCUGGCUUCACCCUGAUGAAGCUGAAGUGCUCCUCUGCUCUAGGUGGGGCUAUAUUAGGGGCCAGGCACGUCGGACACCUUCUCCCCACAGACUACAGUGUCAAUGCCAUUGCCUUCUACUCCCAUACCUUUUCCUAGGAGGCUGGUUCUGGCUCCACCCACUCCAUACCCACCGGACAUUGGAUGUUUGAAGGAAUUUUUUUCCUUUUUAGAAAACACUUAUAGAAGAAAAUAAAGGCAUUUUAACCAGCCCUCAGUUGGAUUGUGUUAUCAAACACCUAUGCUGUGUACACCUUCAGUGUACCUCUAGCAGAUAUCCCAGAGGGCUUAGGAAUGGUUUUGUCCAGGGUUUAAAGCCCCAACUUCAGAUGCUUGGUCUAUAGUCUGCAUCUACUCAUCAUGCUCUUGGGAGUAUGAUUUAUCUGUAUCACCCCAGUGUAUCCCCCCAUUAGUAUAUGUACACACUGUGUGGCUUCCAGUUAACUUGAGACCUCGGUUUUCUCCUGUCAAUGAGUGUAAUGAUUCCUGCUUUACCAGUCAAUGGAACUAAGUAGUCUCCUCAUUAAAAAUCAUAUCAUAUCAGACCAUCCUGAGGGAUCCAGAGAGAUUUAGAGGAUGGCACAAUUUUAGUCUGGGAGAAUUUUUACCUCACUGGAUUUGGUAGUUGUAGAUUUCAGUUUUUCAUGUGAAUGAAUUCAUAGGAUUACUGAAAUCCAAGGCCACCUAGACAUCUACAUAUUCCUGGCUGCUCCUGUCCUGGAUAUAGCAUGAAACUUUGUAUUUGUUUUGUGGCCCUGGAAAUGGUGAGCAUCAGUGAGGAGCAUACAUGAUUCUCAUCCACUGGGUUCUGUAGUUUGACCAACAAAGACAAGCCUAAAGCUUCCUGUUUUGCUGCCUGUUCAACUUGAUGAAUAAAGAUACUCUUGAUCCACAGUGGCUGCCUCUGUAGGGGUCGAGUGUAAUAGAAGACAUGGAUCAUGUCCUGGACA